GCGGCGCUGCGGCGGGGAGCGGCCAUGGCGGCGCUGGCGGUGCUGGGGCGCGCGGCGGGCGGGGCGCGGCGCUGGCGGGCGCUGGCGGUGCCGCGGCGCGGCGGCGCGGGGCUGGCUGUGGACGACACGGUGAACGGGCUGAGCGCCGAGCAGCGCCAGCUUAGACAGACCAUGACAAAGUUCUGCCAAGAGCAUUUGGCUCCAAAGGCCCAACAGAUUGACCAGGAAAACGAAUUCAAAGGCAUGCGGGACUUCUGGAAGAAACUUGGAGAAUUGGGAGUUCUGGGGAUCACAGCCCCUGUGGAAUACGGUGGAUCUGCCCUGGGAUACCUGGACCAUGUGCUGGUGAUGGAGGAGAUCUCCCGUGCGUCAGCGUCCGUGGGGCUCAGUUACGGGGCCCACUCCAACCUGUGCAUCAACCAGCUCGUGCGCAACGGCAACGAGGCCCAGAAGCAGAAGUACCUGCCCAAGCUAAUUAGCGGGGAGCACAUCGGAGCCUUAGCCAUGAGCGAGCCAAAUUCUGGCUCUGACGUUGUGUCCAUGAAGCUGAAAGCAGACAAGAAAGGAGACUACUUUGUUUUGAAUGGGAACAAAUUCUGGAUCACCAACGGGCCGGACGCAGAUGUUCUCAUCGUCUACGCUAAAACCGACAUGACCACUGUCCCAGCCUCCCGAGGCAUAACCGCCUUCAUCGUGGAGAAGGGAAUGCCAGGUUUCAGGACAGCCCAGAAGCUGGAUAAGCUGGGAAUGAGAGGGUCUAAUACCUGUGAAUUGAUCUUUGAAGACUGCAAGGUCCCCGCUGAAAAUGUCUUGGGGGCACUGAGCAAAGGAGUCUACGUUCUGAUGAGUGGAUUGGACCUGGAGAGGCUCGUGCUGUCCGGGGGCCCCCUGGGGCUCAUGCAAGCUGUUCUUGACCAUGCAAUUCCAUACCUGCAUGUCAGAGAAGCAUUUGGACAGAAAAUUGGUCACUUCCAGCUCAUGCAGGGCAAGAUGGCAGAUAUGUACACGCGGCUCAUGGCCUCCCGGCAGUACGUCUACAACGUGGCCAAAGCCUGUGACCAGGGCCACUUCAACCCCAAGGACUGCGCCGGAGUGAUCCUGUACUCAGCAGAGUGUGCAACACAGGUGGCCCUGGAUGGGAUCCAGUGCCUGGGUGGGAACGGUUACAUCAAUGACUACCCCAUGGGGCGCUUCCUGCGCGACGCCAAGCUCUAUGAGAUCGGGGCAGGCACCAGCGAGGUGCGCAGGCUCGUCAUCGGCAGGGCCUUCAACGCCAUCUUCAAGUAACGCCACCAGUGCAGAGGCAGCACCGUGACCACCACGAGGCCUUGACCACGAGGCUGGAGCGCACAACUCGGCUUCUUCCUGCCUGCCAUUCCAGCAUCAUCACUUGUGGAGUCCCCUCUGCCUGCUUUGGGAACAGAUGCUGCUGGACUGGGCUUGGACAAAAUGAAUCAGAGGGUAUAUGGAAGGAGAAGUGUUUUUUCUCUUUUGUGAUCAUCCUGAGUCAUGGUGUUCAUGUUGAUUCUCAGCUUUGCAAGGCAGAGGUUCAUCCCCCCACCAGGCAGGCUGGCAGAGGAUGUGCAGCCACUCCUACACACAGAAAGUCAACCCAAACCCACCAAAAUGAGCAAUGAGGGAACAACUUUGUUCUUUCCAAAAAGCCCUGAGUGCCAUUAAACAGUUAGAAUUUAGCAUAUUGCCAUUGGAAGGUGAAGCCUCCUGCUGUGACCUUCCAAUGGGAUUUAAUACCUUCCAUUAUAGGAACUUGACACCAACCACAUUGUGGGGUUACAAUCAUAAGCGUUUAAAAUCAUUUGCGCACAAGCAGCGUUUUAGGUGCUGAAUCCUAAAACCUCUUUAAAUCCUGUGCAUGUUUCUUUGCAGAAUGUCUUUCCUAUACUGGCUGCUUCUGGAGUUAUUUGGGUGCAGACCUGAGUCCUUGCUGUGCUGUCUGACUGCUCCCACCAGAUCAUUCUCUCAGGGUUGUCACCAUCCAUCACUCUGGGGACAGUUAACACAUCAGAGCUGUGUUGUGACAUCCGUGAAUGAAGCAGGCAGAAGGGAACUGACUUCUUUGGGGUUUGGUUCCCUCUGAAGGUUGUUGUUUUGGCCAAGCCUGUCCUCACACUCCAACUCCAGGCAGCUGAGCAAUGUGUUUGUGAGUGAUCUCAGUGCAUCUUAUAUCCAGAAAAUCGGGGCUUAACCAGCUUUUUAAAGGAAAUUGCACAGCACCCUGCCAGCCUUUAAGUGUGAAUCACCAGUUGAAAUGGGCUGCUGGAAAUGUGAUUGAGCAGUUAAUUAAACAGUUGCCGUGUUGGCAGUUUUUUCUCAGCAGUUUUAGCAAAACUCA
Messenger RNA from Poecile atricapillus (Black-capped chickadee), 2353 nucleotides. It is a transcript of the gene IVD, whose product is annotated as isovaleryl-CoA dehydrogenase. Gene Ontology annotation, cellular component: mitochondrion. The coding region runs from base 25 to 1287 and encodes 420 amino acids. Lineage: Eukaryota; Metazoa; Chordata; Aves; Passeriformes; Paridae. Gene Ontology annotation, biological process: L-leucine catabolic process. Gene Ontology annotation, molecular function: 3-methylbutanoyl-CoA dehydrogenase activity; flavin adenine dinucleotide binding. The transcript has 12 exons. The record is from RefSeq and is a predicted model, not a curated record.